AUGCAGACCAUCAUCAACAAGGUCACCGGUAAUGACGCGAAUAACAUCAGCGGCUUCGACCAGGAGGAUGUCCCCGAGCUGAAGGGCCGGACCGUAGUCGUAACCGGCGGGACUGUCGGCAUCGGCUUCGAAGUCGCCAAAGCCCUCGCGCUCGCAGGGGCCCGUGUCCGUCUCCUGUCGCGCAGGAGCGAGAACGCAGAGGAGGCCAUCGCGAAAAUCAAGUCUGACGCCGACCCGCACGGGCCCAUCGUCGACGUCACCUUCACGCCGUGCGACCUGGGCAGCCUCGAGAACGUCAAGCAAGUCGGAGACCGCAUCCGAGAGCAAGAGGAGCGACUCGACCUCCUCAUCCUCGACGCAGGCGUCGGCGUGAACAAAUACGACGUCUCCGCAGACGGCAUCGACCGCCACUUCGCCGUGAACCACCUCGGGCACUACUACCUCACCAACCGCGUCCUCCCCCUCCUGCGCCGCACCGCCGAGCUCCCCGGCGCGCCCGCCCCGCGGAUCGUCGUCGUCUCCUCCGAGCUGCACCGCGCGCUCGCGACCACGGUCAAGUUCGCGUCCCUCGACGAGAUCAACACGGACCUCGGCGCGAACGGGCUGUACGCGCGCAGCAAGCUCGCGAACAUCCUCUUCGUCAAGUACGGCCUCGUCGAGCGCGUCCUCCGCCCGACAGGCUCCAGGAUCGUCGCCAUCGCGACGCACCCCGGCGCGGUGCACACGACGCAGCAGGACCAGUUCAAGGACACGUUCGGCACCGUUGUGGGGACGAUGAUGAAGCAUCUCACCAUCCCGUUCAUGCGCAACCCGGAGCAGGGCAGCCUGAGCACGCUGUGGGCAGCGACGAGCGAGGAGGUCGACGAAGACCCUGCGAAAUGGAACGGGCACUACAUCACUGACCCGGGUCAACUGAGCGAGGAGAGCAGGGCUGCACAGUCGUCUGAGCUGGGAAAGAAUCUGUGGGGUAUCAGCGAGCUCCUAGUGAGGAAGAAAUUAGGGAGCGACGCUCUGCUUCCCUGGGACGAGCGCAUGUAG
This is a messenger RNA of Fomitopsis serialis, 1038 nucleotides long. RefSeq lists its product as uncharacterized. The record is from RefSeq and is a predicted model, not a curated record. Lineage: Eukaryota; Fungi; Basidiomycota; Agaricomycetes; Polyporales; Fomitopsidaceae. Gene Ontology annotation, biological process: amino acid metabolic process. The transcript has 3 exons. The coding region runs from base 1 to 1038 and encodes 345 amino acids.